UGGAUAGAACACCUCCAUUGUAUAGAGAUUUUAGAAUGAGACAGAAAAUAAAUAAAUAAAGGAUUGGAUAGAAGGGAGAGCCGGGAUUUGAUUGAGAGGAAACGGUGCGUUCUACCGCUGGCAUAAAAUGGCAGGCAUGCCUCUUGGUCUCUACUCUCUGUAGCAGAAGGGCAAAGAAUCAGCGAAGUUAGGGCCGGGCUUCCUCCCUCCCUCCCUCUUCAAACGCAACCUUCUUCUUUUCCUGUGACCGAUAAAUUAACCGGAUUUUGUAUCUGCAGUUUCGACCUCGUUUUCUCAAGAUCUUCCUUUCUCGAUUUUUUUUUUUCUUAUCUUUGCGGUUAACCGAAGUGCAUACCAACUGUUCAACAAUUUGCCUAAACGAAUUUGUCUCAUCACUCCUUUCCAUUUCUCUAAACGCAAAGCAAAACAAAUUUAAAGGACACCGACACUCCUUUAUGAAGAGAGAUGUUGAAUAGAGUCUCAAGGCGCUGCUUUUGCACUGCUGCUGCUGCUCCCACAACACCAUCGCCUUGGCUCUUUGUUGGGUUGGGAAAUCCCGGCGAGAAAUUCAAAGGAACUCGACACAAUGCAUGUGGGUUUUGAGAUGAUUGAUGCAUUUGCUGGGUCACUAGGGAUUUCUAUGAAUAUACCUCUUUGUAAAGCUCUUUUUGGAGAAGGGUUUGUUGGUGACGCACCUGUUCUUCUUGCGAAGCCUCAAACCUACAUGAAUCUGAGUGGUGAAUCAGCAGGACCGCUUGCUGCUUACUAUAAGCUACCUCUUAAUCGUGUUAUUGUGUUUCAUGACGACAUGGAGUUGCCAUGUGGAGUGCUUCGACUUCAAGAGAAAGGAGGUCAUGGAUGCCACAGAGGUUUGAAGAGUGUGAUCAACCAUUUUCGAGGGAACAGAGAAUUUGCUCGACUAAGAAUCGGAAUUGGGAGGCCUCCUGGCCAAAUGGAUCCCAAGGCUUUCUUGCUGCAGAAGUUCAAUGCAACAGCUCGAGAACGAAUUGAUGCUGCCUUACCAGAGGGGGUUGUUGCAUUAAGGUGCAUCUUAUUUGAAGGCUUGACAAGAACUGCAAGAUGGUUCAACCAGGAACAGAAGUACAAGUAUAUAAGAUCGGAAACCAUGUCGACAUAACAAACUCAAGGAUUAGCUUUUUCUGACAUUUACAUGUAGAAGCGCCCCAAUUCUUAUCUAAUGGGAAAUCCUUUCAUAAUUGUAAGGUAUAUGUUUUCUUGAGCAUUCUUUUGAUAGUGUGAUUGUAUUAUCAAUAUAACCAAACUCUUCCACCUUGCUCAAA
Messenger RNA from Populus trichocarpa (black cottonwood), 1301 nucleotides. RefSeq names its product peptidyl-tRNA hydrolase, mitochondrial. The record is from RefSeq and is a predicted model, not a curated record. The transcript has 8 exons. Gene Ontology annotation, molecular function: peptidyl-tRNA hydrolase activity. The coding region runs from base 587 to 1138 and encodes 183 amino acids. Lineage: Eukaryota; Viridiplantae; Streptophyta; Magnoliopsida; Malpighiales; Salicaceae.